Prosopis cineraria is the source of this 4278-nucleotide messenger RNA. RefSeq lists its product as uncharacterized. Gene Ontology annotation, biological process: DNA repair; telomere maintenance. The record is from RefSeq and is a predicted model, not a curated record. Gene Ontology annotation, molecular function: DNA helicase activity. The transcript has 11 exons. NCBI's taxonomy places the organism in Eukaryota, Viridiplantae, Streptophyta, Magnoliopsida, Fabales, Fabaceae. Bases 1 to 4278 code for a protein of 1425 amino acids.
AUGUCAACGUCUGAGAUGGUGACCCCACCACAUAUAGUAUAUGGAGGAUAUGGAAAGGGUAAAAGAAAGAAUACUGUCAAGAGGAGUGGUGGUGCAGUGUCAAAGAACAGCAUGAACUGGGUAGAUUUUGAAGAACAAAAUCACAUGAGGAAUCUACAAAGUAUUACCCCACCUUCAAGCCAGAACUUUUUGUAUAAUUCACCAAAUCAAUCUAUAUUUAUUCCCCCAUCAACUAGUCAAGGUACUAUAGUGAAUACACUACCAUCCACAGUAUUAUCAAAUGAGGAUACACAUGUGGCUAAGCAUCAACGCAGAAGAACUGCUUUGCAAGAUAUUACAAAUGUUGCAACCAACCUAUCUACCAAGUUCCAUGGUAAUGUAAUCAAAGAAGUGCAAGUGAAUUGUGAUGCCAUUUCAUUACCGAAAGAUGUAUUCAAGCACAAGAGUAGAAGGUUUUGUGCAGUUGAGACAAUGAACAACCCUACAGUUGUUGUGACAGAACCAAAGAAGAGAGGUCAACCUUCUAAGAAGCAUGAUGGAUUACAUCUAUCUAAGAAACAUUUUGAUUUAAGAAAUGGAGGUGGUGAAUUCUUAAGUGAGAGUUCUAAUUUAAACAAUGAACUAGAAGAAGUGACUGCAGAUCCACAAAUAUAUUACAAAGACAUUGACUUCUCUUUUAAUUGUAUGGAGGAUGAAGAGUAUGAACUUAGUAAUGAGGGAGAUCAAAUUAAUGGAGAUGAGUAUGAUAAGUUUGGAAUUAGUAGUAAAAAUGAUAAUGAGGUUGGGAGUGGUAUAAUUGGAAGUUUAUUGCUGCCUGAAGGAGCUAAACCAUUUUUCUCACAACUCUACAUAUAUGACACUGAGAAUGAAGUUUCUAAUCGAAUCAAUGAUGUGAGCACAAGGGAACAUGAUGGUCGUACUUAUAAUCUUCCAUCAGCUUCUGAAGUUGCAGCAUUAGUUGUUGGUGAUAUUGAUAUGUCAUUCAGUAGGAGAGAUAUUAUAGUAGAGGAAUUAUCAGGAAUACCUCAACGCAUCAAUGAAUUACAUGUGUCUUACAUUCCUCUUCAAUAUCCUAUAUUGUUUCUCUUGGCGAGGAUGGUUAUAGAGAUGACAUUGAUCAUCGUGAGGAAACUAUUAGUUCAACCAAGAAAAAGAAAACGAAAACGAAUCAGUUUGCCUUCAUCUUUCACUGGUGGGGCAAGAUAUAUGAUUCAAAAUUAUCAAGAUGCAAUAGCUAUUUGUCGAUGGGCAGCAUAUCCAGAUCUUUUCAUCACUUUCACUUGCAACCCUGCAUGGCCUGAGAUAACUAGAUUUUGUCAGCGAAAUUCAUUAUCUCCUUCUGAUCGGCCAGACAUUCUAUCUAGAAUUUUCAAAUUAAAAUUACAAUCAUUGAUGAAGACUAUCAAGCAGAAGAAAAUAUUUGGAACAAUCCGUGCAGAAGUAUAUACUAUUGAGUUCCAAAAGAGAGGUCUUCCACAUGCAUAUAUUCUUUUAUUCCUUGAUCCUCAAGAUAAAAUUAAAGAUCCAGAUCAUGUGGACAAGUUCAUCUCUGCUGAGAUUCCUGAUAAAGAAUCCUCACUAUUGUUACAUGACUUGGUAAAAAGAUUUAUGAUUCAUGGUCCAUGUAGUAAAAGUAACCCUAAAUCUACAUGCAUGAAAGAUCAAAAGUGUAGUAAAUAUUUUCCCAAGAAAUUCAAUGAGGAAAUAACCAUUGAUGAUGAUGGAUAUCCUACUUAUAAAAGAAGAGAUGAUGGAAAGGUUAUUGAAAUCAAGGGUAUUCCUUUGGAUAAUAGAUAUGUUGUGCCAUACAAUCCUUUACUAUUAUCCAUGUUCCAAGCUCAUAUCAAUGUUGAGAAGUGCAAUCAAUCUACUGCAAUUAAGUACUUAUUUAAGUACAUUAGCAAAGGUGAUGAUAGGGUAGUAGCUACAAUUUAUGACAACAAUGAUGAAAUUCAACAGUAUUAUAAUUGUAGAUAUGUUUCUACAUGUGAGGGAUCAUGGCGUAUAUUUGGAUUUGACAUUCAUCAUAGAUAUCCUUCUGUUGAAAGAUUAAGUUAUCAUCUUCCAAAUCAACAAUGUGUGAUAUAUUGUAAUACUGAUGAUGUAGCUGAUUUGCUAGACAAACCAAGGGUUUGUGAGUCACAAUUCCUUGCUUGGUUCAAAAUAAAUAGAUCUAAUGAUGAUUUUGCCAAAACAUUAACAUAUUUUGAAUUCCCACAAUAUUAUGUUUAUCAAAGGGAUAAACGAACUUGGAAGCGAAGGAAGAGAGGAUUUGUAGUUGGUAGGAUUCCUCAUGCAUCUCCAACAUCUGGAGAACUUUACUUCCUCAGAAUCCUAUUAACAAAGGUAAGAGGACCUUCUUCAUUUGAUGAUAUCAAAACUGUUGAGGAUAUUAUAUACCCAACAUUUAAAGAGGCUUGCUUUGCACUUGGAUUAUUGGAUGAUGAUCAAGAAUAUAUUAAUGCAAUAAGAGAAGCUUCCAUAUGGGCAUCAGGAAUAUCACUUCGAAAGUUAUUUGUUAGUAUGUUACUUUGUUGUUGCCUAAGUCAUCCCGAAUUUGUUUGGAAGAACACCUCAACUCUACUAUCUGAAGAUCUGUUGUUUGUCCCUCAUCAUGAUCCAACCUUAUCAGGGUUUCAAGUAUUAAUGUUUGAUAAGGAACAAGUUGCACUUCAACAAAUUGAUGCUUUGCUUAAAAAGAAUGGUAAAACGCUUCAUGAUUUUCCAUCUCUUCCAUUGCCUGAGGCUACAUCAACAAUUGACUUGACAAAUCACCUCAUACUACAAGAACUAAAUUAUGAUCGACAUACGUUGCAACUACAAGCGGAUACUCUCAUCAAGGCCCUUAAUACAGAGCAAAGGAAUAUAUUUGACCAUGUCAUCUCUUCAUUGUCUUCAACAUCAGGUGGAUUCUUCUUUGUUUAUGGAUAUGGAGGCACUGGGAAAACAUUCUUAUGGAAUGCAUUAUCUUCAUCACUUCAUGCUAAAGGAGAUAUAGUAUUGACUGUCGCAUCUAGUGGUAUUGCUGCAACAUUAUUACCUUCAGGAAGGAUAGCACACUCAAGGUUUGCAAUUCCUAUCCAAAUUACUGAAUCUUCAGUCUAUAACAUAAAACAUAAUUCUCCAUUAUCACAUUUAAUACAAUGCACUAAACUCAUAAUAUGGGAUGAAGCUCCAAUGGUUCAACGUUAUUGCAUAGAAGCAUUUGAUCGAACACUUAAAGAUAUAAUGCAUUGUAAUAAUCCUUUUGGUGGAAAGUGUGUUAUAAUGGGUGAUGAUUUUCGCCAAAUACUUCUUGUCAUACCAAAGGGGACAAGAGCAACUAUUGUAAAUGCAUGCAUUAGCUCUUCACAUUUAUGGGAUCAUUGCACAAUAUUUCAAUUAACAAAGAAUAUGCGACUAUGUUCUUCAUCUUCAAACAAUGAUGCCCAAAAGUUGGCAUCAUUUUCACAAUGGUUGUUAGAUGUUGGUGAUAGAAAUUUAGGGGAACCACAUGAUGGUACAACUAAGAUAGAAAUUCCUCCUGAUUUGUUAAUCUCCAAUUACAAAGAUCCCAUGGAAGCAAUUGUUUCAUCCUCUUAUCCGAACCUAUUAGAAAAUUUAUCAAAUUUAAAAUAUUUCAAUGACAGAGCAAUUCUUGCCCCUACUAUUGAGAGUGUAAAUGAAAUUAAUGAUUACAUGUGUUCAUUGCUCCCUGGUGAAUCAGUUGAGUAUUUAAGUUGUGACUCCAUUUGUAAGUCCACCCGUGACAGUGAUUGCUUUGAAGAUUUGUAUACUAUUGAAUUCUUGAAUACAAUUAAUAGCUCUGGAUUGCCUCCUCAUAGACUUAAAUUGAAGGUUGGAACACCGGUUAUGUUGCUGAGAAAUAUUGACCAAGCAUUAAGUUUAUGUAAUGGGACUCGAUUACGAAUUACUCAUAUGGGGAAGAGUGUAAUUGAAGGCAUCACACUAAAUGGAUCAAAUCUAAAUCAAAAGGUUUUGAUCCAUAGAAUGGAUAUGAAUCCUUCGAAAAAUAGAUGGCCAUUCCGCAUGCAGCGAAGACAAUUUCCAAUAAGUCUUUCAUUUGCAAUGACUAUUAAUAAAAGUCAAGGCCAAUCUUUGAGACAUGUUAGAUUAUAUCUAUCGAAGCCUGUUUUUACACAUGGGCAACUAUAUGUAGCAUUGUCAAGAGUGAGAAGUAUGGACGGGCUUAAAAUUCUUGUGCAAGAUAAUGACAACAUUAGGAAGAGCACAACUACCAAUGUUGUAUACAAGGAGAUAUUUAGGAAUUUGAUAUAA